UUCACCAAAACUCGUGUUUUAAUGCAGCAAACACUGCCCCUUAGUGUUUGAGAACAAACGCCUUGUUCUACUGGGCUUGCGCAGCUGUCAGUCGGACAAGAUGGCGACGAGCAAUGGUAGUGGAAUGGAAGUGGAUGGGGCAGCCAGCCCCAGUGUUAUGGUGUCUGGGGUCACUGGCAGUGUCUCUGUUGCCCUGCAUCCUCUCGUCAUCCUAAACAUCUCAGACCACUGGAUUCGCAUCCGCUCCCAAGAGGGGCAGCCCAUGCAGGUGAUCGGCGCAUUAAUCGGGAAGCAGGAGGGUAGAAACAUUGAGGUGAUGAACUCCUUUGAGCUGCUUCAUCAAUUGGUAGAUGACCGAGCACACAUUGACAAGGAGUAUUACUACACGAAGGAGGAGCAGUUCAAACAGGUCUUCAAGGACAUGGAAUUCCUGGGCUGGUAUACCACAGGUGGUCCUUGUGACCAAUCAGACAUCCACAUUCACAAGCAGGUGUGUGAGAUCAUUGAGAGUCCUCUCUUCCUCAAGCUCAACCCGAUGACCAAACACACAGAUCUCCCUGUCAGUGUGUAUGAGUCUGUCAUCGACGUCAUCAGCGGAGAGGCCACCAUGUUGUUUGCUGAGCUGGGGUACACUCUGGCCACAGAAGAGGCGGAGCGAAUCGGAGUGGACCACGUGGCUCGCAUGACAGCCACAGGCACGGGGGAGAAUUCAACAGUGGCCGAACAUCUCAUAGCACAACACAGUGCAAUUAAAAUGCUCCACAGCAGGGUGAAAGUCAUCCUGGAAUAUGUCAAAGCAGUGGAAGCAGGAGAGGUGCCAUUUAACCACGAGAUCCUCAGAGAAGCCAACGCCCUGUGCCAUAGACUACCCGUUCUCAGCACCAUCAAAUUCAAGACGGACUUCUAUGAUCAAUGCAAUGAUGUGGGCCUCAUGGCUUACCUAGGUACCAUCACUAAGACCUGUAAUAGCAUGAACCAGUUCAUCAACAAGUUCAACGUCUUGUACGAUAGACAGGGCAUCGGCCGGAGGAUGAGAGGACUGUUCUUUUGAGCGACACCGAGAGAAAGCGAGUGAUUGGAGGAAGAGAUGAAGAGGUCACAAGCACUGCUUUUCCAUUUGCUUGUCUGUAUUUUAUGUUAAGUAACACUCUUGACACACACACUCAGAUACCAGUGAGCAUUCAGUUUGUUUUCAAAGGUAGCAAAUGCUAGAAGUGUCUCAAAGGCCUCUUGUCUAUACCAUAAAAUCACACACAAACAGGAAGAAGGAAACCGUGUACAUAAUCACUCACAUUCUCACUCGCAGUUUGACAUUUGUGAAUCCAUGUACGUGAACAGAAAUGACAAUUUCCCCUUUUUCUUUGUUUUGUUGUAAUAAAUAAUCUGCUGAUUUUU
Molecule: messenger RNA, 1395 nt
Organism: Coregonus clupeaformis (lake whitefish)
Lineage: Eukaryota; Metazoa; Chordata; Actinopteri; Salmoniformes; Salmonidae
Product: COP9 signalosome complex subunit 6-like
Exons: 10
Coding region: 101-1051 (316 amino acids)
Biological process (GO): protein deneddylation
Cellular component (GO): COP9 signalosome
Molecular function (GO): metallopeptidase activity; protein binding
Source: RefSeq, a predicted model, not a curated record